Molecule: messenger RNA, 11295 nt
Organism: Scleropages formosus (Asian bonytongue)
Lineage: Eukaryota; Metazoa; Chordata; Actinopteri; Osteoglossiformes; Osteoglossidae
Gene: rev3l
Product: REV3 like, DNA directed polymerase zeta catalytic subunit
Exons: 32
Coding region: 871-10236 (3121 amino acids)
Biological process (GO): double-strand break repair via homologous recombination; error-prone translesion synthesis
Cellular component (GO): nucleus; zeta DNA polymerase complex
Molecular function (GO): DNA binding; DNA-directed DNA polymerase activity; nucleotide binding
Source: RefSeq, a predicted model, not a curated record
UUGUGACCUGAGUGUUGUCGAGAAUACUGCAGUGUGUCAGUGGCUAACCAGUAGAGGCGGACUAUAGGGGAGGGUCUGCCCGAGAGGAAUGGUGUUGAUUAGGGUUCCCGAAGAGCACUCUGAUCGUAUUACACAGAAGGGGGAGCCUUGUCUAUAAUGGCACAUUGGAGGCGCACAACCAGGGACGGAUGAACUGCCACACUCUGGAUUUUCCCAGCUCGUCACGACUAGCUGGCGCUGCUUCGGGGAGAAAUAUUAAUAAAAAACGAAUCCCUGAGGAGGCGAAGGCGGGAUAAAAUGUUUGUGGACGGAUCUGCGGGAAAACCCCGAGUCGCCGUGCACUGAGAAGAAAGUGGUUUCUGUUGGGCUGUCUCAGUGUGUCUGGCAGUGGCCGGAACUUCGGGCGCGAGUCGCCGGGGGGAAACGUUAUUGUGCCGUUUGGGUAAAGACUGGAGGCACGACUGACAAUAAGGACUGAUCGCAACGCCGCUUGGGAGGAACUCGAGUGGGAGCUGCCAGAAAAGGUUCCAGCAGCAGCAGUAGCAACAGCAGCAGCGGUGGCUCCAGCUCCACCAUUACGGCGCAGAUCGGAUUUCUCCUCAGAUACUCAGACUAACAGACAUGGCUCUGUCAGCAGGGGGACCCUCCGCUUAUCCCUCCGACGAAAACGCACAUUUUCGGGUGUGCUGUGUGUAUAAAUAGGGGCUCGCCAUAAUUUUUAGCUUUUUUCCCCCGCCGGGGACAAAAGAAAGCGUGUUUUCCCCUCCCUCCUCCUCCUCCUCCUCCUCCUCCCCCGGUGGAUGUCGCCCCGGUUCGUUCACUGUAGCCGCCCGUAGCUCCUAACCCUCUUCCAGCACCACCACCACCGUCAUGUUCGCGGUCCGCAUCGUCACCGCGGACUACUACCUGACGAGCCCCCUGCGCGACCUGGACGUCUGUCACUCCGAGUUCCGGGAAAGCGAUGUGAAGAAGGUGCCGGUGAUCCGGAUCUUCGGGGCGACGCCGGCAGGCCAGAAGACCUGUCUGCACCUCCAUGGCAUUUUCCCCUACGUCUACGUCCCCUACGAUGGCUAUGGGCAGCCUCCAGAUCGCUACCUGCGGCAGGUCGCAUUCAGCAUUGACCGGGCACUCAACAUCUCCAUGGGAAACCCUUCAUCCAAUUUGCAGCAUGUCUUCAAGGUCAUCCUGGUGUCAGGAAUGCCUUUCUAUGGAUACCAUGCAAAAGAGAAGCAGUUCAUGAAGAUCUAUCUCUACAAUCCACAAAUGGUGAAAAGGGUCUGCGAGCUGCUGCAAGGGGGUGCAGUCAUGAACAAGAGUUAUCAGCCCCACGAAGCCCAUAUUCCCUACCUGCUGCAGAUGUUCAUCGAUUACAACCUCUACGGCAUGAACUUGGUCAACCUGGGUGCGGUCAAGUUUCGCCGGAGCCGGCAGAAAGAGGAGGCCUCAACCCCCAUCCAGGAGAAGCGGGCACCUAGCAGGAGGUCCAGCGAGACCCACUGGAGGAGCCCCUGCGCUAUAAAGCUUUCUGACUCCAUACUGGGGGGCACCUUUGUUCGCUGGGAGGAGGAUGCCAUUCCCUGUUCAUUGGUCUUGGAGGAGGUGGAGAAGCAGAGCACUUGCGAGCUAGAAGUCGACGCAGUGGCCGCCGACAUCCUCAACCGUCUGGAGAUUGAGAAUCAGAUUGGGAGGAAUCCAGGUCUUCAGGCCAUCUGGGAGGAUGAGAGACAGCGGCGACGGGACAAGAACGAGUCAUCCCAGAUUGAGAGUACAGAAUCCCAAGAUCGGGGCUCCAUCACCUCUGUAGAGAGUGAACGGAUCUUCAUGAAGAGGUUGAAGGACAUUCUGAGGGAACAUGAGUUCUUAAUGUCUCAGUCAGGAUCAGUAGGCAGUGUUGAUGAGUCAGGGCUGUUUCCUGUUGAACUCUCUCUGCAUCCCGACUUUCUGACCCCAGAAGUCUUGCAGUGCACCCCAGCCAACCGGGUGGAGGUCCACAAAGAUGUGCAAUCAGAUUCUAAAAAAACCAGCAGUAAGGAAACAGAAGAGGCCAUUGUGGAUGAAGAGGCUAUCCUGAGUCUCUUAGAGAACAGUCAGACCUUCCUUCCUCUUUCCCAAAGAAUUGUCCAAUCACCCAUUCUCGACAACAGUGAAGCUAUGGUGGACAUGUUGGCGGGCUUGGAGGAUGACGGCUAUCAGGCUGACAUGCCGAGGAAUGCCUCUCAACAGAAUCUGUUAUGGAGCACAAGCUGUCUGUACAACAGCGAUGAGGAGGAAGCGGGACCUGAGCUUGAGAAGCAAGAGACAGAACUAAGUCUGAUAAUGUCACAGAGAUGGGACACCGACCCUGUGGAACACUUGGCAAGAAAGAGGCUUUCAAUGAAGGACUCAAAUGAAAGUUCUAGUGAGGAGCAGCAGGAGUCUUCAGACGAAGACAUGGACUGGAGUGGGAAUAAUUCCCUCUUCGCCAACUUGUCUAUACCACAGCUAGACGGAGCUGCAGAUGAAAAUAGUGAUACGUCACUAAAUGAUAAAGGCUCCAGAACCCAUUCAUCUCUUACAGUCUCUGACAAAAUCCUGAGCAAAAGGAAUCUGUUCCCAACUGAAACAGUUCACCUGGAGCCCCCGUCCUCAGCCAACGUCCUACUGGAGUGCAAACACCCAGAGCAUAGGCAGACCCUUUCGCUAGAUACUGAGGAACCUGCAGAAAAGCACUUUCAUUCGAAAAGCUCCAUUACCCAGGAAAGCAAAUCAGACUCUACUGGGUACAAGAUGAACAAGGAGAGCCCUUACAUACAACCUGUAAAACAUCCUAUCCCUUUCAGUGUUGCAAGCAAGCCUGAAAUCUCACAGAUCAGUGCUGAGAAGAUGGAUGUUCUUCCUUUGUACUCUUAUGAAAAGAACAAGUCAGAUCCAGAUGGCCUGACUUUUGGAAAUGGCAAGAUCACCCAAAGUAGGAGGAAGUAUAGCAGUAUCAAAAAUGUGGAGAAGAAUCAUAUCGCCAUUUUGCAGAACCACAGGAGUUUCUCCUUGUGCUAUUCCCAGCUUAGAAAUUGCCCUGCUAAGACUGAUGCAGAAUUUGCUAUGAAGGAUACCAAAAGUCCACUUCUGCAAGGUAUAAACCCAUGUCAGAACCCUGCAGAUGAGGUAGAUCCCAUUGCCCCCCAGGAGAGUGAGACAGGAAAGAGUAGUGAAGAGGGAGAUAUGGGGGAGCUUAAGAUCAGGUACGAGGACUAUCAGGAGAACAAGACAGAGAGGACAAUAAUAGGUCAACAGGAGGCACAUUACAAGUUUUUCCCUAGUGUAAUCCUUUCCAACUGUCUCAGUCGCCCUGCCAAAAAGGGCUUGAACAAAGGACUGGUUGACACCAGAAAACUCGAGCCAGAGCGCAGAAGAUCCAGGCUGAAACUGGGUAAGAGGAAAGCUGGCACAACAAACCAGAAGUCUAGGAUGAGUACUUUGCAAAGUGCAUUUUCUGAGAGUCAGGAUGGUACAGCCAAACUGUCAGCAACAAAUGCUGCUGAGAAGGGUGAAGUGUCCAACAAGCUUCCAGUAGGACCCUUGGAGCCCCUGGAAGAAAUUCCUGGUGGUCAUGUUGCUGCUUCUGAAGCUUCUGUUGAGGACAGGCUUGCCCCACCAUCUGAUCAACCUGCUAAGGCAUCCCUUAACAAGCCCUUAGGUUCUCAUGGUAGUAAAUACACUUUAAGAGCAAAGCGUAAGAUGAGCUAUGAUAGUGAAGAUGGCGAGCCACCUGGAAGUUCUCACCAGAUAAAAACCAGCCUUGCCCUCCGAGAUUCCCUCAAAGAUAACUAUGUGCUCAGUAGCCAUGAGUACAAAUAUCAAAAACGGAGAAGGAUCUCAAAAAAGGAGCCACCGAUUAUCAUUAAGUACAUUAUUAUUAAUAGAUUCAAAGGUCGGAAAAACAUGUUGGUAAAGAUGUCCAAAGUAAAUCCUGAAGAACAUCGGGUACUGUUGACACCAGACAGGUUAGAGGAAUACAAACGGUUAGCACCACUAAAAGAUUUUUGGCCCAAGGUUCCACAGUCAACUGCAGUCAAAUAUCCAUUGUGUGAGCCAAAGGGAAAGAAACAUCCAAAGCGGAAAACGAAGAUUAGCUCUACACCAAAAAAACCUGUGAGUUACUCUCAAAAAGAAAAAGACAAGGCUUUUAGGGUAAAAAAGACUAAAGGUAGGAAAAAGCUGUUGACUCUUCCUACCCUACCCCCUCCAUCACCAUUUUACAAUGAGUACAUUGAUGAUUGUUUUACUGACUACACUGAUGUGAUGGUGGAAUUAGGUUACUUGUCUGAGAGAGCUUCCAGUCCCACAGAUUCUUCGCCUCCUCGUUGUUGGUCUCCUAGUGAUCCUCAAGCAGACACAGCUCCUGAUACUCAAUUGAUAAACCCAUUAAACGAUCCAUGUCUUACCUCUGCAUGCCAGGAAACCAGUGCAGAAGUUUUUGGUAGACAAUUUCGAAACAGAGGGCGAGGCAGAAAGUUGACUUCCAACAGCCCUAAAAGGAGAAGAGGCAAGGCUGCAAAGAAGAAUGUAGAGCAGCAACCUGCCAAAAAGGAGAAUGUGAGAAGGAAAAGCAGUGCUGGGGCACAGAGGAGAAAAAAGCAAAAACCAGAUGGCACACAAGACAAAAGCCAUAGUGACAAAAUUACAGCUCCCCAAAAAACUAGAAAGCCUCGUAAGAAAAAGCUGGUACAUGGUACAAGUGAUUCACUUCCAAGGGAUCAAUGGGACAGUUCUCAAGUCCUGUUUCCAGAGGAUGACCUACCUCCAACAACAGGGACUGCUGGGGAUCUACCUUCUUUGCAGCAGACAACAUCCAAGAUAGAAAGGGCAGAUGAUCUAUGUCCCCAGGGUGUUUCCAAAAGUCAGUCAUUGACAAAAGACUUGGAGUUAAAAUCAGAGACCUGUGAGACUUCUAUCUCUGACAUAAAGGAAACUGUUUAUUUGCAGCAGGGGGUCAUUCAUGAGGGAGGUAGCGUGGACAGUUCUGACUGCACUCUGGCAUCUACAGUUCCUGAUCCGAGGACAGUAAAGCCUUCCAGAGACGGAAAAUUACAUGAUCACAACUUGUCACCAGCUUUUAAGAGUACUGGCCUCCCAUAUUCAGUCAUCACAUAUAGUAGGUCUAGUUCAGAUGUUCAGACUCAAAGUUUAAACUUGAGUUCACAGCAGGGGUGUAGUCCCAUAAAGAAUUCUGAAAUCAAGACAGAGUUUUCCAAUGUGCUGCCUUUGAGUUUUGAAGAGGGCCAAACAUCCUCACAGGGAAAAGCUUUAGGAAAGAAUAAGCGGCGUCCUUCAAAAAAGAAGGAAAACAUAGAUGCUGCUGCAGCAGCUCUAUCGUUAGUGCCCCCUAAAAUAAAGACCUGCCCCAAGUCUAAAUCAGAGAAUACUGAAGAAACUGCCAAAGACUCCUCACCCCUGCCACCCUCCAGGAAUGGUGAGAGAAUGCUUCUUCCUAAGACACCUUCUGGACUUGCCGUCCUGAAAGAACUUCUACAGAAAAGGCAACAGAAAGUACUUGAGGGAAUACAGUCUGAAGCCCAGCCAGCUACAGCUGAGUUGACUGACAAGGUGCCGAACUCUGUGGAUAAGCCAGCAAAAGCUAAACGAACCCCCUCUUCCACACCCCGAAAGCCUAGAGCGUCUAAGAUGCAAAUUCCAAAGGAAAAGAAACCCAGGUGCAGGAAAGGCAAAAAUACGAUGCAGGAGGAGCCUGUGAAGAUUGAGCCACACCUGUCAGAUGACAGCCCAGCUUUCCUCUCAGACCCUGGUUUUGACAGCUGUUAUUCAUUUGAAGAUAGCUUAUCUCCUGAACUCCCACAUAACUAUAACUUUGACAUCAACACAAUUGGGCAAACUGAAUUUUGUGGUCUUUACAUGGGCAACCAGUUCAUGUUAGCAGAUAAAAACCUGCCUCAAAAGUUCCUUAGUGACGUGACCCAAGAUCCAGUUCCGGCUCUGGGCCUGGACUUUGAGAGCAUGCCUGAGCAAAUAUCGGGUGUUGGGGAGGAGUUCCAACACGGAUCAGAGUGGCACAAAAUGGGGUCGCUCAGUCCUGACCUCUUUGACAAAUCAGUGGAAAACAAAGAGGGAUUCCCAACUCAUUUAUCAGCACCUUUGCUGGAUCCAGAAAGUGGUCAGGAAAUAGUUUCUGCCAGGUUCAUGAGGAGUAGGGAAUGGGGAUCCAAAAUACAUGGCGUAAGUCACUUUCAAGGAUUUCAUUGUGAGAGGAGAGACUUGCUGCUGGCCUUUGACCCCUUCCUGCCACUGUCACUAAAAUCCACAGCUUUUGCAGAUAUUCUUGGAUCUUCUGCUGGGGACCUUAUGGAAGGGAAUGACACAUUAACAACCCCUAGCAGCUCUCCGAGGUCAGUCAGUUCAUUAUCACAUGUGAAACAUACCAGUCAGUGUUUAAGGAGUACUGGUGGAGGUGCCCACAUUCUGAAGCCCCUAAUGUCACCUCCUAGUCGGGAUGAAAUUCUUUCCACUUUGAUAGAUUUGGACCUCUCUGAAGCCACAUACCAGGAGCCCUACUGCAGUGAUCCUUCUGAUGCCCCUAAAAAAGUCAGGGAGAUUGGUGGACGGAAGCUAACAGUUGAAACCAGGCUAACAAGGGAGCUUGCAGAGUUUAAUGGGGAAUUUUCUCAGGAGGGCCUGCAGUUUUGGAAGACUGCUUUUUCUGCCAUGACUUGUCCAGGCUCUCCGUCAACAUAUGGACCUAGAACGUUGGAGUCUACCAAGAUCCAAGCUGAUCCAAGCUCAGAUUCAGUUGGAGAUAAGAAGGUAGUGUUGCUACCCUGCAAGAGUGCACCUAGCCGGAACAAGGUACAGUUGUGGCUUAAGGCCAGGAAGGAGUUUGAGCGCCUUCAGAAAGAGAGGGCUGUCAUUGUUCGAGAGAACAUCCUUACAAAUCAAGAUCAAGAUUGCUGCACAGAUGAGGCUAUAAUUUCAGAACAGAAGUAUGAAGAAUUAUCACCCAUUGUUCAAAAGUCAGAAGACCCUCUUGGGGAAUCAGAGAAAGUCACCAGUUCUCAGCCUUUCAAGAAGAAGAAACUGGAUCUUUGCCUCAAAAUCUCCUCUCUAGAGAGGGCAGAAUCUCAGCACAGUUCCGUUGGUUUCAGGUCAAGCAGAGCUGCAGUGGAGGCAGAUGGUGUAGAGUAUGUGGGCAAAUCAAGUUCUCCAGACUCACCUGUCCUUCCACCCUGGCAACAACCUGCUUUGUCUUCCCCCAAGUCUGAGUGUUUGGAUGAGGAGGAAAGAGGGUUGGUGCCAGAACUGGUGCUGCGCAGGAUUUCUGGCUCCAAUGAUCCACUCUGUGCUUCACCUGAAAUUAGGCAGGACAAGGACUUCCUCUGUCCGUCCCCAUUCUCUCCCACAGUCCAAAGUGGGGACAAAAUCAGCUCCAUCCUGCUCCACAGCACCCCAGUUAGCCGGAGGUGGAGGAGUAAGGGUGACUCAGAGCCAGACUGCAGCACUCCCAUCAUUGAAGAUGUAGAGUCCAGAUCGCAGAGAAUACAGCAGCGCCGAGGAGGUUCUGCUCAUACACUGAGAAGGGUGCUCCUUGCUACCCAGAUGAAGAAUCAGUUUGCAUCUUUGAAUGUUCCAAAGAUAGAAAACUCAGAGAUUGAAGGUCCAUCCAUUAGCAACUCCUAUGGUUUCAAAGUGAGCAUGCAGAAUCUCCAGGACGCAAAAGCACUACAUGAAGUGCAAUACCUGACCGUGAUGAGCAUGGAACUCCACACUCGGACUCGCCGGGACCUGGAGCCUGACCCAGAGUUUGACCCUGUGUGUGCCUUAUUCUACUGCCUCAGUUCUGAUGCGCUUCUGACCGACUCUGAGAAGACACAGCUGAUUGGUGCCAUUGUGGUUGACAAGGACUACCACAGCUCAAGUCAAGGUUCCAGAAGCACUGCACCUCUGCUAGUGAGGUCAGGAAUAUCCGGCCUCCAGGUCACGUACACUGUCAACGAGAAGGAGCUUUUUCAGGAAGUUACUAACAUCAUGAGGAGGUUUGAUCCAGACAUCCUUGUUGGAUAUGAAGUGCAGAUGCGCUCGUGGGGCUACCUCCUGCAACGAGCAUCGGCUUUGGAAGUGGACCUGUGCCAGCAGCUGUCACGAGUGCCAGGUGACUUGAAGGAGAAUCGAUUCUCUGCUGAGCGAGACGAGUACGGCUCUGACACUAUGACAGAGAUCAACAUUGUUGGUCGCAUCACUAUCAACAUGUGGAGAGUGAUGAAGACAGAGGUAACUUUGAAUAAUUACAGCUUUGAAAAUGUGGCUUUCCACGUCCUGCAUCAGAGAUUCCCGCUGUUCAGCCCACGCACACUCUCGGACUGGUUUGACCACAGCACGGACUUGUACAGAUGGAAGGUGGUUGACCACUAUAUUGCUCGGGUUUGUGGAACCAUGCAGAUGCUCCAGCAGCAGGACAUCAUUGGCAGGACCAGCGAGUUGGCUCGCGUCUUUGGGAUCCAGUUCUACCAUGUGUUGACCAGGGGGUCGCAGUAUCGUGUAGAAUCCAUGAUGUUGCGGAUAGCCAAGCCCUUGAACUACAUUGCAGUAACGCCAAGCACACAGCAGCGGGUCCAGCAGAGGGCACCCCAGUGCAUCCCCCUGAUCAUGGAACCUGAGUCACGCUUCUACAGCAACUCAGUGGUGGUGCUGGACUUCCAGUCACUCUACCCCUCCAUUGUCAUCGCCUACAACUACUGCUAUUCCACCUGCCUGGGGCACGUGGAGAGCCUUGGCACGCAUGACGAGUUCAAGUUUGGCUGCACCUCGUUGAGAGUCCCCCCCGAGCUUCUGUACCAGCUGCGUGGCGACGUUACAGUCUCUCCCAACGGCAUUGCCUUUGUCAAGCCAUCUGUCCGAAAGGGUGUGCUUCCCAGCAUGCUGGAAGAGAUCCUGAAGACCCGCAUAAUGGUCAAGCAGUCCAUGAAGCUCUAUAAACACGAUAAGGUCCUCACACGCCUGUUGGAUGCCAGGCAGCUGGGUCUCAAACUCAUUGCCAACGUCAUCUUUGGGUACACGUCCGCCAGCUUCUCUGGCCGCAUGCCCAGUGUGGAGGUUGGUGACAGUAUUGUCCACAAAGCCAGAGAGACCCUAGAAAGGGCCAUCAAGCUGGUCAACGACACCAAGAAGUGGGGAGCCCACGUUGUGUAUGGUGACACGGACAGCAUGUUUGUACUACUCAAAGGAGCCACCAAGGAGCAGGCCUUUAAGAUUGGGAACGAGAUCGCCGAGGCCGUGACCGCCACCAACCCCAAACCUGUCAAGCUCAAGUUUGAGAAGGUCUACCUGCCCUGCAUUCUUCAGACAAAGAAGCGCUAUGUGGGCUACAUGUAUGAGAGCCUGGACCAGAAGGACCCUGUGUUUGACGCUAAAGGGAUUGAGACAGUGCGCAGAGACAACUGCCCCGCUGUUUCCAAGAUCUUGGAGCGUUCCAUCAAGCUGCUAUUUGAUACACGUGACAUAAGCCAGGUGAAGCAGUAUGUUCAGCGACAGUGCAUGAAGAUCCUGGAGGCCAAAGCCAGCAUGCAGGACCUCACCUUUGCUAAGGAGUACCGGGGCAGUGGCUCCUAUCGGCCUGGCGCCUGUGUCCCAGCUCUGGAGAUCACCAGGCGCAUGCUGGCAUAUGACCGGCGCUCAGAGCCCCGGGUUGGUGAGCGGGUGCCCUAUGUGGUCGUGUGUGGCAUGCCAGGUGUGCCGCUCAUCCAGCUGGUGCGACGUCCCCUAGAGGUGCUGCGGGAUCCUAGCAUGCGCCUCAACGCCACCUACUACAUCACCAAGCAGAUCCUGCCCCCUCUCAGCCGCAUCUUUGCUCUCAUUGGAGUGGAUGUAUUCAGCUGGUACCACGAGCUGCCUCGUAUCCAGAAAGCGUGUUCCACAGCAGGUGGCAGUGAAGACGAAUUGGGCCGAAAGGGCACCAUCUCCCAGUACUUCACCACUCUGCACUGCCCCGUGUGUGACGAGCUCACGCAGCUCGGCGUGUGCAGCCGCUGCCGGGCCGAACCACAACGCGUAGCUGUCACGCUGCACCAGGAACUGCGACAAAGAGAGGCUCAGCAGGAACAACUGCUUAAGAUCUGCAGGAACUGCACUAGUGGGUUUGAACGCCAGGUACCCUGUGUGUCUCUGGAUUGCCCGGUCCUGUACAAACUGUCCCGAGUCACACGUCAGCUCUCCAGGAGUCCCUACCUCCGACAGCUCCUCGAACAGUUCUGACCUGAGCCAAACAGACCAUCAUACAUGUAUAGCAACAUUGGUGCUAAAGGCUGUUUCCUUCAGCUUGGACUCCUGUUGGUUUGUUCUGUUUUUUUUUUUUGUUUUUUUUUAACUGGUGCUUUGAUCAAAUCCUGCUGCAUUUCCAUUUUGUCUUGUUGCUAUUUGUUACACAGGUCUGUCUGCUGCAAGCAGAAGUCUUCUAGAGGCUAACUGGGGAAGGGGUUGUGAGGGGUUUCAUUGCUUGCCUUGUCCUCAUUCUCAUCUGCUACAUUAUUAGCUGCUACUGGUGGUGUGUAAUAUGGUGUUUUCAUAUUUCAAAGCUAUCUGUACCCUUCUAUUUGGACGGGACAUUGGAUCAUGGACUUUCAUUUAAUAUGCGCUGUAGCGAUUUUUAAAUGCAAGACUUCGAGGUCUAAAUGUUUUUUAAAGAGCCUUCCCCUGACACCCAAGGUAAAAUAAACACUGUUUAAACCCCAAUUCUUUUUUUACAUAAGAUCUUUUGUAUAUAGAAAUUCUCAGUGUAAAUUCUUCAAUCCAAAUUCUGCGUGCACCUGCAUUAAAAAAAAAGUUGUGGAAAAAAAAUGGAAAAGUAAAACUUUUUAUUACUUUAUUUCAAAGGUGCCAUGUUGUGUCAUUUUCUUCAGCCUUGAAUAAAAGAUGGGUUUUAUUUAUGUACAUUUUUGGCACAGAAUAGUCCUUAAAACUCUGAGCCUUUUAUUGUGGUCUGUUUGCAGGAGAGUGGAAAGUAGAACGUAUAUGUCAGAGUUUUUCUAACUUCUGGGACUGUUGCAAUACUGUAUUUUGAUAAUUUAUGGCAAAAGUAUAUAUUAUUUCUUUGUGCAUAUUUGUUUUGUACACACAUUUCUAAUGCUUUCUCUAUGCUCCAUGUAUGUUCCCUACCCAUGUAAAGACUGAUUCUAUAAUAUCCCAAUCAACUGUACACAAGAUAUGUGUAUUUGUAUAAUUGUAAAAAAAAAAUGAAGGAACUGUGUUUUGUUUUUAAUCGCUUUUUCUGUGGGUGGAGGUUUACAGUUGAUAUAAUAAAAUUAAAUGUAUGAA